GAAGAAAAAAAAAAGAUUAAUAAAUACAACAUUGGUUUUCAAAAACGUCAAUUAAAGAAAUGCACGCUACAGGCCAGCGGCAUACUUCAUGAGGAAUUCAGUGUCGGGGCUAUGUUCAGACCAGGAGACGAAGGGCUUGCGUUUUGGUUUUGCUUCUGCAGAGACAAAGGACUGGAAGCCGCAGAUGGAGGCCACGAGCAAGCAACAGGUUCUCGAUUUCUGGCUGAGAUCCGAGGAGGUAGUUGUGGAGUCACCGACGGCUGAGAUUGGGGAGGCAGUUGGUCGCCAAGACAAAGGACUAGAAACCGUAGACAAAGGCCACGAGCGAGCAGCAGGUUCGCGAUCUCUAGCUGAGAUCGGGCAGGGAAAGGCCGGCGGUGAUGACUGGUGCGUGGUACUGGUGGUGGUCUGGUGGUGUUGUUCUUCUAUUCCCCUGCUCUCUUUUGUUUCUAAUUUCUCUUGGGUUUGCUUUUGCAAUUUGCUGCGAUUUUAAUUUUUAAUUAAAGUUAAUGGUGUGG
This is a messenger RNA of Rubroshorea leprosula, 518 nucleotides long. NCBI's taxonomy places the organism in Eukaryota, Viridiplantae, Streptophyta, Magnoliopsida, Malvales, Dipterocarpaceae. The record is from the annotation of a GenBank genome assembly.